AUGUCGUCCAAAGAAACGAUGUGGGAACGGUUUGGUAGGAAAGUACGAGAAAAGAUCAUAUCUCAUCUUGAUCCUCCAACUAGGUGUGUUCGAAAUAAUGCAAUUAGUAGUUUACUAAUUUCUCGUUCCAGGCUCAAUUUAUCACUUUGCUCAAGAAAAACUUAUAAUGAAAUGGUCGGAAGAAUGGAAUAUUUUCGAAGGCUUGUUUUCAAGUAUAAUGAAUGGGAUUAUAAUUUCUACGAAAUUGAAAUGAAUUACGAAAAUCAUGAAGAUUGUGAUAGCUAUAUUCGGUUUGUAGACUAUUCAGAAGAACGCGAGAAGAGGUAUAUCGAAGAGGAAGACAGAUAUGAAAGUGAAUCCGAAUCGGAUAAUUGUAAUUCAGAAUCAGAAGAAAUUUCCGACUCGGAUGAAAUAUCGGAGUUUUCAAUGGGACAGUUCGAACGAAGAAAUAUAUUUGAGCAGACUAAAGUUACAAGGUAAAUUUUAAUAUAGUUCCGAAACACCGAUGAAUAAGACCUGGCUUAGUGGUUGAGAAAAGUUCGAAAUUCGAUUCAAGUCUUAAAAUCUAUUCAUUUCAGUCAUAGCGAUGUAGUAGGUUGGGGAGUGAAAACCAAACCAAUGAUUGAAGAUGGUGAUAUGGCAACUGUUGCAUCUAAUUAUUUCAAAAAAAUCCUUGCCAAACAUUAUUGGCAUAUUCAAUCUAUUGAAGUCGUUGUACCCAAUAUUGACUUAUUCGAUAUGAAAAUCGAUAAUUUCAAAUAUUUGGAUGAUUUGACUGUUGGCAAUUUGGUCACAUUCUGCUUUUUAAUCACAAGAACUUCGCAGCCGCUGAAAAGUUUAACUUUAGAUUUUUUGAAUGACAGAUGGUUGUAUACAUCUAUGAGAAGUGUCAUGUCAUUUAAACAGGUAACGUAACGUAAAUUAAAUUUAAUUGGUUUGAAAACUUUAUUUUUCAAAGAUUUACGAAGUCACGGACUAUUUUACUGCACCCCUUGGUGAAAUAUUUUAUGAGGAGUUUAUUCGUUUGAAUGCAAAAAUGGUAUGCCUUCAUUUUCAUGACAACUUGACUGUUGCUGAUAUCAACCAAUAUAUUCAUUCUUGGAAAAAUGGCGAAAUCAAAAACAAUAUGAAGUUCAUUAUUUUUGAUGGAGUGAAAUAUUUGGGUAUAGAAAACAUUUUGGAUGGAGUCGAAAACAUUGAAUUAGACUCAAAAGUCUAUCAUUUGAAGUAAGCAUUUAUAAAAAUUCAAAUUUUGAUAUAUUUAUAUUCUUAUCGAUUUUCAGAUACAGUACAAUUAAAAACGGUCGAGUUUAUCGAACAAUGAAUGAUGCGAACCCGAAUAGUUAUAUGGAUAUUGUUUAUAACAAUAACCGAUUUGUUAUCGCUGUUAAUAACAAAAAAUCGAAUUUACGAACAAAACAUUUGAAAGAAAAACCAAGCCAUGCUUGUAAUAUUAAUUUUUGUUGUCAAAAAAAGUUGUUGAAAAAAUGAAUUUGUUAAUUUUCUUGAUUGUUUGAAUAUCUAUAAUUUUUCUGGUUGACCACAUCCAGUUUAAAAAUAUUUGUCUUUUUCAAAAACAAUUCCGUAAAGGAAUAUCCCAAUUUUAUCAGCCAUUCCAACAGAAACCGUUUUUAGAAGAUGUAUCGAUUUAAAAGAACAUUAUGGGAACGUCUGGGCAUAA
This is a messenger RNA of Caenorhabditis angaria, 1681 nucleotides long. Lineage: Eukaryota; Metazoa; Nematoda; Chromadorea; Rhabditida; Rhabditidae. The record is from the annotation of a GenBank genome assembly.